Trichoderma atroviride IMI 206040 is the source of this 1602-nucleotide messenger RNA. RefSeq lists its product as uncharacterized. NCBI's taxonomy places the organism in Eukaryota, Fungi, Ascomycota, Sordariomycetes, Hypocreales, Hypocreaceae. The record is from RefSeq and is a predicted model, not a curated record.
AUGGAUCAGUCUAGUUUGGCUAAAUUGAAGGUUCCGACAAAAUCGCAAUCCACAGGUCGCGCCAAAAGCUGUACUUGCUGUCGCCAGGCCAAGGUUGCUUGCGACGCGCGAAAGACCCGAACCGGCCAAUGUUCUCGGUGUAGGUCAAAGCAGCUGGACUGUCGAUUUGAUGCCAAUUUCAAGCGUAUAUCGACAAGGAGAAUUACAGAAGAAAUUAGUCAAGAGUUGCACGCUUUGCGCUCUAGCGAAGAUGCUUCUUAUGGAAAGCCAUCUAUUGUGGAAACAGCCACAUCUUCUCAGAGUAUCUCGGACGGCAACACGCCAUUGUCUAUGAAGCCUGCGCGGGGCCUGGCUUCGGUAUGGCUUAAUAUUACGGACAGCGACUCGGUCUGUUCUUACGCCUUGGGCACUCUUAAUCUUGAUGCUCAGACUACCACUGAACUAUUUCAAUAUCCCCUGUCUUCAGGUGGACAGCAAAACAUGUGGCCCGGCUUCGGCCUCGUGCCUGAGUGUGAAGUAGAUGAGGUGGACCAGGCUUGGACAUGGCUAGGUUGCUUCCGAGUGGGAACUUCAAUUGCUGCAAUUUCUGGCUUUCAUUCGUCAAUAUCGCAACAGCACAUGAAGUCCAUUGAUGAAGCUCUGAAUAACACGUCGAAUCGAGUUCCUCCAUGGUGGAAGGUCCUAAUCACAAUCAUCAAGAUUACGGUCUCCGCGAUUGACACUCUAAGCAAUAUAGAUGACCGCGCUCUACACUUCUCGACCACUGAGAUAUUUAACGAGCAGCUAAACAAGCUCAAAGAGGCGAAUCAUGACUCGUGGGGACCAGAAUUAGAGAUUGAGUGGUGCAAUACCAAAUUGCACGUCUUUGCUCUAACGUUUACCUUACCAGCAAAUACAGAUCCUAAUUCAGAUGCGCAUUGGAGGAUUUUUCGCCAAACGAUUCUUCUGAAAGCAUUUGACGCUGCUUCAAGUCUCGUCACUCACUUCACGAAACUUGGACAGGACCAUGUUUCGGAUCUGCAUCCCAAUAGCCAACUGAGAACCAUCCCUGAGCCAUAUUUUACGGAACUAUUCAAUGCGACGACUUUCCUCUUCAGGUUCAUGGCAACUUUUAUGGCAAUCACACCCACUCAGAGAAAUAAAGCGAUGGGUUUAAUUAUAGAAUCGCACAAAAUCUUCCAUUCAUUUCCGGAGCGUAGAGAACUCACACGAGCUGCUAUUCACAUCGAGGCCCUUAUUGAUACUCUGAAACAAGGAGUUCCUGUAGGGAUGAGCGAGCUGACUGUGAAAAACAAGCUAGGAGCGUCUGUUAUGUUUGACGCAAUCUUUCACGCAUGUCGCCAGAGGAACAUUGACUCGAAGACGGGAAAGCCGUUGGCACUGCAGCAAUGGAAAACGGUUACCGAAACUUUUUCCGAGAGACUCCCAGAAACUAUUGUGCGAAAAGAAAGAAGCGAGGUUCAGCAAUAUGGCUCUAGGGACGAUGCUGAGCAGAACAAGGAAAUCAUGGCUCUCGCAGAGCUGAACACGCAGUGGUGGGAAGAGUGGGAUAAUUAUAUCAAUCUUAACCAAAUUGGAGAUGAGCAGCUAGAUAUUAUUUGA